UAUUAUGUCAAGGCGCAAUGAGACGACUGCCUUGCUCGCGGAAUCAUCUCAAAUCUUGCAUCAAUCGAGACUGCGUUCAACAUCUCACAUGGCGUUCUGACCUCUUACCGCUGUUGCUCUUCCUACACAGGCCAGUGCUCAUUCUAGACAAGAUGAUGGAAUCGCAGGGUUCUAAGCAGCUAUCGAGCGUAUUGAUGACGACCAGGGAGAGGCUUAAUUCGAGAUUCAUGACAAGUGAUGGUGUGAAAACGGCAUAGGCAUACCGUGAACUCAUGAUCGAAACGACUAUAUAUUUCACGAUAGUGAACCUCGUUCACCGGAUCACUCGACUUGUCAAAAGAUUUUGCCAGGCUACCUUGCACCGAAUCUACUCUCGUCAUCGCAUAUUCAUCCUCAAGAGUCUCAGCUUGAACUUCUGAAGAACGUUCACCAUGCAUCUGUUCACUACUCUCACACACUUUCUCCUACUUCCGCUGGCUCUCGGUCUUCCAGCGCUGGAAAGUUAUCCCAAAAAGCCAGCGAUCGUUCUUGUUCAUGGUGCCUGGGUUACGAGGGCAUUCUGGAACGUCACUACUUCCGCACUACGCUCCUCUGGUUACCGCGACAUUGUCACACCUGAGUUCAUCAGCAAUCACAUCAUAGAGCCACCAACAGCCACGCACCGUGAUGAUGUAGCGCUUGUACAAAAGGAACUCAAGAAAUUAGUCGAUGCAGGAAGAGAUAUCGUGGUUGUGAUGCAUUCUUAUGGGGGACUAGUAGGAAGUGACUCCAUCGAAGGAUUCGUCAAGAAAGCGGGCUCGUCCAAGGGAGGCGUUGUUGCAGCUGUGUACCAUACUGCCUUCAUCGUUGAACCUGGGAACAAUGUUCUGGGAUCCUUUGGUGACGGACCGUCACCAGACUUUAUUGUUCCACACCCCGGAAACGAUGCCUAUUUCGACGUACAAAACCCACGAGACGUCUUUUUCAACGACUUGUCUGACGCUGAUGCCGCACACUGGCUGCCUGACAUUCGGUCCGCAGCGGCGGGCACAUUCACCUCCAAUGCCCAGUAUGCGCCGUGGAAAGAUGUUCCCUGUGCUUAUCUCUUUGCCACUGUUGAUAACGCGAUUCCGCCAGCCGCACAACAUGCUUUCUUUGAUAAUGUGCAGGCUGAAUCUAAAUUUGCAUGGGUGACUGGCGAGGUCAAGGGUGGACAUGCGAGUGCUAUCAGCCACGCAGGCGAUGUCGCUAGCUUUAUUGAUACAGUCGCUAGAAAGUAAGAUUUUGGAGCAGGAAUUGGUAAAGGGGGCAGGAUGGUUACGGGCUGACAAGGCGGUUCAUACUCGAGUCGGUCGAAGAUGGAGAAGCAUACCUUGUGCUUCCUGAUAGAUUGGUUUCAGUGUUUACAACGUGUCAUCACCGUCAUUACUGCUGAAGAUAGCCAAGUAUGAGUCAAUCCGUAUCUUAUAGUCUUUCUUAACUCUCUGCUUGUCUUUUCCGUAUUCAAACAUACACGAUCAAAGCUUUUUUUGUCGUCCCAAAAGAAGAUUAGAUGGAAACUAUGUGCCGAGAGUGACCACUGUGUAUUUUCUUCGGUGUAGUGUUUGAGCAGAAC
This is a messenger RNA of Pseudovirgaria hyperparasitica, 1594 nucleotides long. RefSeq names its product alpha/beta-hydrolase. The record is from RefSeq and is a predicted model, not a curated record. The transcript is spliced from 2 exons. The coding region runs from base 432 to 1259 and encodes 275 amino acids. Lineage: Eukaryota; Fungi; Ascomycota; Dothideomycetes; Acrospermales; Acrospermaceae.